UUCACUUUGACUGGAAAACAUUUGAGGAGUGAGCAGAUUGUCUUCAAGGUAUUUUCUUGGAUGGGAAGGGAAUUCAAAAUUCUGAUAAAGAAAAUGGCUUUCUUGCUGGACUGCUCUUGAACAACUGGCAGCAAAACUUCAUUCUCUUGUGGGCUGAGCCAUUGAGCCUCUGCAGACUUUGGAAGAGAGAAUCAUUAGCCGAAACUUUCAACAACCGGAGAGUCCAGAGAGCAGCUCUGGCUUUUUUGGGGUUAAUUCCUGCUGUGGGACUAGAAAGUGGAAUAUCAGACCUUCCCAAGCUGCAGCAGCACUUGACAUCCGCUUCACCUCACACCUGAGUCCCUGCUUCCGGGAAGAAAAACCUGAGUAAAGUCAGCCAUGGCAGCAGAGACGGAUUCUUCUUGACAGUGGCUACUUCUAACUUCAGAGCUGUGGGCACUGAACUAGAAAGCGGUGCAAAAAGAAAGGAACAGCAUUUAAAUGACAAUGGGAAACUGAAAAGAAAGAACCUACGUUUUCUCCCUUCAAAAAGAAUUACCUGUUAUUGACCACAGAGAGCUGUUAUUGACGAUCCCUGGGACAGGGCCCUGUAGAGUGAGAGGAUGGACAUCACCCGUCUGCUCCUGGCCACUCUGCUGGUCUGUCUGUGCUUCCUCACUGCCUGCAGCCACCUGGCACCUGAGGAGAAGCCCAGAGAUGACAGGAGUAAGUCCUCCAUGAACUUGUUGGAUUUCCCUUCUGUCUCUAUCGUGGCUCUGAACAAGAAGUCUGAAAAGAUCAGCAGAAAAGAAGCAGAAAAGAAAUCUUCCAAGAAAAAGGCUUCGAUGACGAAAGCGGCGCGACCCCGGCCCCAGUCGCCCGCCGCUUGCGUGGCCACCCGCGACAGCUGCAAGCCGCCGGCGCCCGCCUGCUGCGACCCCUGCGCCUACUGCCAGUGCCGCCUCUUCCGCAGCGCGUGCUCCUGCCGGGUGCUCAGCCCCCGCUGCUGA
This is a messenger RNA of Talpa occidentalis (Iberian mole), 989 nucleotides long. RefSeq names its product agouti-signaling protein-like. NCBI's taxonomy places the organism in Eukaryota, Metazoa, Chordata, Mammalia, Eulipotyphla, Talpidae. The record is from RefSeq and is a predicted model, not a curated record. Gene Ontology annotation, cellular component: extracellular region. Gene Ontology annotation, biological process: melanosome organization; hormone-mediated signaling pathway; positive regulation of melanin biosynthetic process. The coding region runs from base 603 to 989 and encodes 128 amino acids. The transcript is spliced from 8 exons. Gene Ontology annotation, molecular function: melanocortin receptor binding; neuropeptide hormone activity.